Molecule: messenger RNA, 1979 nt
Organism: Theobroma umbraticum
Lineage: Eukaryota; Viridiplantae; Streptophyta; Magnoliopsida; Malvales; Malvaceae
Gene: ARSK1
Product: root-specific kinase 1
Biological process (GO): protein phosphorylation
Molecular function (GO): protein kinase activity; ATP binding
Source: RefSeq, a predicted model, not a curated record
UUAAAUCUUUUUUUGCAUAUAAAUUAUAACCGUCAAAUAUUUCUUAUUGAUGAGCAAAGAUAUGAGGAGACAAAAAUAAUUGAAGACUUUCUAUAUAUACGGAUUUCAGAGGAGUAGGUAAGUGAAUGAACUAUAAAGGUCUUCUAAGCCUUCACAAAAGUGCUUAGACCCUGGAAAGAUUUUCCAUUUUUCCCUCAUUUUCUGUCCUGUUCUUGGAUACUUUUCCUGUAUAGAGAGCACUGGAGCAUUUUUCUGUAUAGAAAAGGGAUUGUUUGUUUGGUCUGGGAAUCAGGAAGGUUUGAUGUACAAGAUGACUAUGAAGAAGGUUACAUGGAAAUCUCUCAUGUUAAGCUGUUACAAGAACAACAACAACUCCUCUGAUUCUGGCGAAAAGAUUUUGAAGCCAUGUCAAUUCCAGAGACUAUCCCUCACGGAUGUAAGCGAUCCCAGCUCAGCACUCUCUGUUGAUGAUCUCUCAACCUCUCUCCUUGGCUCAUAUCUCCACGUCUUUACCUUCUCGGAGCUAAGAGUGAUAACUCAUAAUUUCGCACGGUGUAAUCUGCUGGGAGAAGGAGGGUUCGGACCAGUGUACAAGGGUUUUAUUGAUGACAAGCUUAGGCCUGGAUUGAAGGCUCAGCCCGUGGCUGUCAAGGCACUGGACUUGGAUGGCUUGCAAGGCCAUAGGGAGUGGCUGGCAGAGAUAAUCUUUCUGGGACAACUGAGGCAUCCGCAUCUUGUUAAGUUGAUUGGAUAUUGUUAUGAAAAAGAGAACAGACUCCUAGUGUACGAAUACAUGCCGAGAGGAAGCUUAGAAAAUCAACUCUUUAGAAGGUAUUCUGCUGCUUUACCGUGGUCAACCAGGAUGAAAAUUGCAUUAGGAGCAGCAAAGGGCCUAGCCUUCCUGCAUGAAGCAGAUAAACCAGUGAUAUAUCGAGACUUUAAAUCUUCAAACAUCUUAUUAGACUCUGAUUACAAUUGUAAACUAUCAGAUUUUGGGUUAGCAAAGGAUGGUCCAGAAGGAGAAGAGACACAUGUAACAACCCGAGUAAUGGGCACACAAGGAUAUGCUGCUCCAGAAUAUAUCAUGACUGGUCACCUGACAACAAUGAGUGAUGUCUACAGCUUUGGAGUGGUUCUCUUAGAGCUGCUAACAGGAAAACGAUCAAUGGACAAUACCCGCCCCAGUCGAGAGCAGAGUCUUGUAGAAUGGGCAAGGCCACUUUUAAGGGACCCUAAUAAGCUUGACCGGCUUAUAGACCUCAGACUCGAGGGACAAUUUUCCAGCAAAGGGGCUCAAAGGGUAGCAGCAUUGGCUUACAAAAGCUUGAGCCACCGCCCAAAGCAAAGGCCUACAAUGGGCGAUGUGGUCAAGAUCCUGGAGUCUCUACAGGGGUUUGAGGAUGAAUUUGUUGGACCAUUUGUGUAUGUGGUGCCAAGUGAAACUGAUGAUAGUAAGGAAUUUUUGGCAAAGAAGGAAAGUAAAACGAAUGAACAAGAGAAGGAUUGCAGUGGAGAAAAUGGCCACAAUCCACUUGGACGUAGGUGGAGAAAUCGGAUCAAAUUGCCUCUUUCUUCUGUAGCAAAUUCCGAAUCUCCAUGUAGCAUGAGCGUAUGAGAAUUCCACGAGGACAGUACACUACAGGGUUGAAUUUGUCUAAUUAAGUUGUAAAUAUCGUCAGGACAGUUCUAAGUUCAAGGAAUAGCGUGAGGGGAAACAAAAAUACAUUACAAAAUCAGAUCAUCACAGCAUAAAAUAGUUACUAUUAGAAUUCAAAAGUGUUUGUUGAAGAGUUGAAAAUAAUGUUGGGAGAGCACUCGAAGAAGAAUUGAAGUGCUCGUGAGUUGUUCUGUUUAGCUUAGUUGGUAAUAGUGUUCACGAGUCAUUGACGAAACAAAAUAUCUUUGACUCAAUUUCGCCCUCAUUCGGGCAAGGAUAUUAUUCAGUAUUUUGAAUGAAAAUGUUGAUAUUAUUGCCAGAA